Sapajus apella (tufted capuchin) is the source of this 1130-nucleotide messenger RNA. RefSeq names its product ferritin, heavy subunit-like. The record is from RefSeq and is a predicted model, not a curated record. Gene Ontology annotation, cellular component: cytoplasm. Gene Ontology annotation, biological process: intracellular iron ion homeostasis; iron ion transport. Lineage: Eukaryota; Metazoa; Chordata; Mammalia; Primates; Cebidae. Gene Ontology annotation, molecular function: ferrous iron binding; ferric iron binding. The transcript has 4 exons. The coding region runs from base 264 to 779 and encodes 171 amino acids.
ACAAUCAGAGAGAAGAGAGAAAACACUGAACACUGACUGGGACAGUAAGAGCGCUAACCUCCUUUGUCUUCACUAUUUUCUCUGACUUGAUUGGUUCUUUCAUCUGGAAACAAUGUGCUCAUUGGUAGAUUAGUAGCUGUUAAUCUCACCUGAAGGGAAUUCCAUCUUGUAAGACGCUGGCUGGCUAUAUUCCUGUUAGUAUUUAAGAAAUCCCUUACCUGAGUAGGUGUUACUUCUUAUGGCUGGAUUUCCCUAAAGCUGAGAUGGAACACAAGGCCCACGUUCCCAUCUCUGAAGAGUGUAAAGUUGCUAUUAACCGCGUAGCAGCUUAUGAGCUGCUUGCCAGUGAUGUUUAUUUAUCCAUGGCCUGUUACUACACUGAAGAUACAGGAAUACCUCCUUUUGCCAAGUUCUUCUCGGAGCAGGCUGAGAUGAAAAGGGAGCAUGCAAAGCGGUUCCUAAGAUAUCUAAGAAAACGUGAGAGUAUGAUCUGCCUUCCGGUUAUUAAGAGGCCUGACAUAGAUAACUGGGGAAGUGGCUUACAAGCCCUGAAAUGUGCUGUGCAGUUGGAGAACAUAUUAACCGAUGUCCUACAAGACCUGAAAACCACAGCUUCUAAGGAUGAAGAAACUGAGCUCGUAAACAUCGUAAUGGAGUUCCUACAUAAACAGGGAGUAAGCAUAGCUUUUUUGGAGCACCAACAGAAGAUAGUAGAAGAGUUUCUCCAACAGAAAGGCCCAUCUGAAAAAUCUGCUAAGACAACAGGUGAAGAGACUUAACUUCUGAAGGCAGUACAGCAAGUCUUCCCAUUGUAGUGAUCCCAGAGUCAGAUGCUUAAGUCCUGAUCAGUUCCACUUGCCUGAAGGCUGCUUUCCUUCUUAAAUAGCUUACUAACCCUCUUUGCUAUGCAUCCGAAUAAAUCUGCUUUGCAUUAUAAUUAUGUGUAAGCAGAUUGUGCUCCAACGGCAGUGUGGAUUUGGUAUAAAAAGCUUCCUGAGAUGGUGAGUGCAUUAAGUUAAAAAAAAAAUCUUUCCUCUACCAUGCUCCUACCCCACCUUGACACCCAGAGUCAGGCUUUGGUAAAUGGAAGCAGUACAAGUGGAUGUACUAGAAAUUAAGUGGUGAAAUCU